AUGAUAUACAAAGAGAUAUUAUCCUUCCACCCACAGAUCGCUUUAAGAGACAGAUUGCUGCUGCGCCCACGAGGGCUGCUGCCGCAGCAGCUGCUGCCGCUGCUGCCGAAGCAUCUGGCGAGCAGUUUGCUGCAGUUCGAUGAGGAGCAGCAGCGGGAAGAGCAGCAGCAGCAGCAGCAGCAGAUGCUGCAGCAACAGAUGCUGCAGCAACAGCAACAGCAACAACAGCAGCAACAGCAAGAGUUGCUCCAAAAGCAGCAACAACAGCAGCAACAACACAUGCUGCAGCAGCAGCAACAACAGCAGAUGCUGCAGCAGCAGCUGCAGCAACAGCUUCAACAGCAACUGCAACAGCAGAUGCAGCAGCAGCAGAGGGAGCAGCAGCAGCAGCAACUGUUAUUGCAGCAGCAGCUGCAGCAACAGCAACUUCAGCAGCAGCAGCUGCAGCAGCAGCAGCAACAACAGCAGGAUCAGCAGCAACUCAGCUCUCUUGUGCACAGGUCUUGCUGCAGCGCCCCUGCAGCAUCGUCUGAAGCAAACUCCAGAGAAGCGUUGCAGCAGCAGCAGCAGCAGCUGCUAAUGCCAGCAGCUUCAGCAACCGCAGCACCAGCAGCAGCCCCUGCGUCAGCAGCAGCAGCACCAGCUGCAGUAGCAGCUGCAGCAGCAGCAGCAGCAGCAGAAAGCAGCAGACUUGCUGCCAUUCGUCGGAUGAACCCUGUGGUAGAUUCCUUAGGACCCGCUAUACGCGCUCUGAAGCAGCAGCAGCAACAGCAGCAGCAGCAGCAGCAACAACAGCAGCAGCAGCAACUGCUGGAUAGCAUGCACGCGGGUAGCUGUCUUGCGCAUCAGCAGCUGCUGCAGCAACACCGUCAAUCGCUGCUGCUGCAGCAGUCCGCGUACUGCUCGCUGCAGCAGCAGAAGCAGCAGCAGCGAUUGAAUGCCGCAGCAGCAGCAGCAGCAGCAGUAGCAGCAGCAGGCGCUCCCCACAGACACUCCAUAGGGGCCAUCAGCGACACUGCAGCAGCAGCAAUGCAGCAGCAGCAGCACAAAGCCCCUUGCGUCGCUACAGCCCCAGCAGUUUCUCUUCAUCACCAGCGACAUCAGCAGCAGCAGCAGCAACAGCAGCAACAGCCGCAACAGCAGCAGCACUUCUCUCCGCAAAUGUAUAUGGGUACUUCUGCCCAGCACGACAACACAAAGAGACAGGCAACUGUUGCUGCUGCUGCUGCUGCUGCUGCUGCGCACAGCAGCAGCGUUUGCUCCCCCGUACAGCACCAGCUGACGAACUCGCAGCUGUCUGAAAUGCUGCAGCUGCAGCAGCAGCAGCUGCAGCAACAACAACAGCAGCAGCUGCAGCAGCUGGCGAGCAGCUGCUGCGGUGGCAGUUUCUGCUGCGACAAGUGCCGCUGCCUUGCUGCUGCAGCAGAAGGUGAAGGGCCUGAGGUAUUACGCAGCAGCAGCAAAGCACUGAGACAAGCAACCAGCAGCAGCAGCAGCACUGCAGCAACAGCAGCAGAUGUUGCUUCGCUAUUGAACUGGCCCUCGUCCGGCAGCAGCAGCAGCAGCAGCAGCAGCAGCGAUAGCAGCUGCUGCACCUCGGCCUGGGCUGCUGCAGGUAGUCGCAACACAACGAGGUCUUCUUUAGGGGGAGAUGCUGCAUUUGGUUCAGGAGAAGGGUACCCACAGCAGCAGCAGCAGCAGCAGUUGCUGCUGCUGCAGCAGCAGCUGCAGAAGCAGCAGCAACUCGCGCUGCUGCACCGCGUUAUGCAGCAGCAAAUGGCGCGGCAGCAGCAGCUAAUUGAUCAGCAGCAGCUGCGCCUCAGCCUGCAGCAGCAGCUGCAAGGCAGCCACGUCAUUGGCUCCUCUGCACCCCAACAGCAGCAGCAGCAACAGCAGCUGCUGCAGCAGCAACUGCAGCAGCAACUACAGCAGCAACUGCAGCAGCAGCGUAUCCACCAGCAAGGGGCAAGGCUACGCGUCGCUCCCGAUUACACGGACGCAGCAGCAGACCCGAAUGCAGCAGCAGCUGCUGCUGCUGCUGUUGCUGCAGCAGCAGCUACCAGCCGCUGGGUGCUGCCGGGCCAGCAGCAGCAGAAGCAGCAGCCCUAUACUUCGUAA
This is a messenger RNA of Eimeria acervulina, 2118 nucleotides long. RefSeq lists its product as hypothetical. The transcript has a single exon. Lineage: Eukaryota; Apicomplexa; Conoidasida; Eucoccidiorida; Eimeriidae. Gene Ontology annotation, cellular component: nucleus; SWI/SNF complex. Gene Ontology annotation, molecular function: transcription coregulator activity. Bases 1 to 2118 code for a protein of 705 amino acids. The record is from RefSeq and is a predicted model, not a curated record. Gene Ontology annotation, biological process: regulation of transcription by RNA polymerase II.